AUGGUUAUCUGUCUGGGGUGUGUCGUUGAGCAUCCGGAACAUGCCAUGCGGGAUAUACCAUCAGCAGUUGAGAAUGACAAGCCAGCGGUUUUGAACAAGACUAGUGAACUGGAGAAAGUGCUGCAAGAAACUAGAGAAUCACUGUCAGGAGUUAUGAGGCUGCACAAUAAGAUACAGGAAAACCGGGAACUUCACACUCGGGAGGUAGAAAAGGCUUAUUGUGCAGCCUUGGAGGCUUUACAGGCCUGGAGGCAGCACGCCUUAGAUGACAUAAAAACGUGCUAUUCACAGUGGUGUGUGGAGUGUAGCGCCAUACUCAAACAUUUCCAACUACAGGCCCAAGAAAUGGAGAGUAUGGUACAGGCUUGCAAGGAUUUGUUGGCGUCAAUGGACAUCGAGUUUUUACAAGGUUCCAUAGGCUUCUCCAAAACUAUAUCAUGGCAUUCUCAUAACUGCGUGGUACACAAGAUUACUACACCAGUGUCUCUUUGUUUUCUGUCAUCUUCUCACAGAAUUGACGACCAGCUGAAUGAGAUAAGAGCAGAUCUGGAGAAACUUAAGGUCAGCAAACAGAAGCUUCUGGAUUUUGUACAACGUGACCAUGUUGUCCCUAGACACGUGACUGUAAAAGAGACAGUGCAAGAAAAUCAGGACGUAGAAGCAGCAGUCGAUGGACAAAAGUCACGCCCACGUGUUACAAAGCCGACGCUGAGAUUCACAGAGACAGACGACCGUGUGCUGAGAAUAACUUACAGCGGCUGUGUGGUAGAGGGUGAGGGCUUCUACCCGGGGUGGUGGGGGAGAGCCUUGACAGAUGGCCGUUACCAGACGGGCAGGUACUACUGGGAGGUACAGAUCACCUGUUCACCUGGCUGUUUCUGUCAUGUGGGAGUUACACAGGAGACCUGUGAUGUGAGUGAGGAGACAGACCAUGGCCGUAACUGCUGGUUCACUCGGAUGGUGUACCGUGGUGAUGAGGUCAGCUGUUAUAAUCACCGUGGUGGUGAGAUCAAACGUGGCUAUCUACUGUACAGACGUUACACACGACCUCACCACCUGGGUCUGUACCUGGACUGUGAUGACCACUCACUGACAGUCCUGGACUGUGACAACAACCAGGUCAUAGGCACUGUCAGUGAUGUUGUCGUCAGAGAGCCUCUCGUGCCAUGGGUUGGGUUUUAUGUCGGGUCUGGACCUGGAUCUGUGUCUGCUCGUCUGGUAACGGGUGACUCUGCAACUCUACCUCAAGUUCUUUGUGAUAUGAUACGCACUUCCUGACCAUCGGGUAAUUAUUCAUUACAUCUUUUCCAUCGUAUUAUAAUUUGUUGAAAUAGACUUUGAUUAGGUUUUUUUUUAAAACCAAUUGGCCAAUUUGCUUAUAGAUGUUUUAAUGUCAGCAGUGUGGCUAAUUCAGUAUGUGUAGC
Molecule: messenger RNA, 1424 nt
Organism: Liolophura sinensis
Lineage: Eukaryota; Metazoa; Mollusca; Polyplacophora; Chitonida; Chitonidae
Exons: 6
Coding region: 1-1278 (425 amino acids)
Molecular function (GO): protein binding
Source: RefSeq, a predicted model, not a curated record